Punica granatum (pomegranate) is the source of this 1269-nucleotide messenger RNA. The record is from RefSeq and is a predicted model, not a curated record. NCBI's taxonomy places the organism in Eukaryota, Viridiplantae, Streptophyta, Magnoliopsida, Myrtales, Lythraceae.
CGAUACUAUCCCUCCGGCAAGAAAAACAGAAAAUGCAAAAGGCCUGGUUGUAUGAAGAAUAUGGUCCCAAGGAAGUUCUCCGAGUGGGAGAAUUCCCCUUUCCUUCUCCUCUGCCUGACCAGCUCAUUGUUCAAGUUCGAGCUGCCGCUCUGAAUCCUAUUGAUUUUAAAAGACGUCUGUGUCCCAUAUUUCCCUCAGAUUUUCCUGUGGUCCCAGGAUGUGAUAUGGCAGGUGUAGUUGUUUCAAAAGGCAACAAUGUCACAAAAUUCGAUGUGGGAGAUGAAGUCUACGGGAACAUCCAGGACUUCAAUGCUCAGGUGAAGUUGAAGCAGCUCGGGACACUUGCAGAAUUCAUAGCAGUAGAAGAGAGCUUAAUAGCGAAGAAACCCCCAAACAUAUCGUUCGAGGAAGCUGCAAGCCUUCCCUUAGCAGUUCAGACAGCAGUUGAGGGAUUCAUAACUGCAGGAUUUAAAGGAGGACAGACGGUUUUUAUAGUUGGAGGAGCAGGUGGUGUUGGAUCAUUGGUUGUGCAGCUCUCAAAGAAUGUUUACGGUGCGUCUCGGGUUGUAGCUACCUGUAGCACACCGAAGGUGGAGUUUGUUAAGAGUUUGGGGGCCGAUGAGGUGGUUGAUUAUUGGAAAACAGAUUACGAGGAUGUCGAAGAGAAGUUCGAUUUCCUUUAUGACAUGAUCGGUGAUUGCAAGAAGUCCUUUGUGGUGGCUAAGGACGGGGCCCCGGUGGUCGACAUAACGUACCCUCCGUCGCACCAAAGAGCGGCCUAUUCGAGCUUGAAAGUCUCAGGGGAGAUCCUGGAUCGACUCAGGCCUUAUCUUGAGAAUGGGAAGCUAAAGCCCGUGAUCGACCCAUCGGGCCCGUAUGCUUUCAUGGAUGUGGUUGAAGCGUUUCGGUAUCUCGAAACUGGAAGAGCCCUAGGGAAGGUUGUGAUUUCUCCCUUUCCAUCACAGUCUUUCAACUCCUGCUCCUUCAGGGGAGUUAACUGCAAGAAUUGCAUUUCCAAAAGUCGUUGCUCGGGGAACUUCGGCGAUGCUAUAAUGUUGUGACACUUCCUCGGGUUGUUGUCGAGUUACUUGUAUUCCAACUGUAACAGCGAGCGCAGGAUUGCGAGUAUAUAGCACUUGAGAUUUCUAGAACUAAAUUGUACCAGUUUCUUCAAUUAAGCUCGUUUAGAUGCCGUAUUUGAAGCCGAACGGAAAGCAUUCCACGCAACCAUGAUUUCCUAGAACCAUCAAGACAUUAUUAUUUGCAGCC